Molecule: messenger RNA, 1713 nt
Organism: Yamadazyma jaroonii
Lineage: Eukaryota; Fungi; Ascomycota; Pichiomycetes; Serinales; Debaryomycetaceae
Source: the annotation of a GenBank genome assembly
AUGUCUAGGAUACCUAAAAGGCCGUUGGAAAGUAUCGAAAAUACCUUUGAUGCCAAAGUUUCUACGUCCAAGGAACCGUCUUUGGACUUUACUUUGGCUAGGAUUGGUAAUGAUACAAAAAAGUCGCAAAUUCCUACCCUUCGAAGUAAGAACCCCAGCUUAGAUUUGCAGCACAUAAACAAACUUAUUGGUUUAAAUCAAACUUUGAAACAAUCCCACACCAAGAAACCUCCACAACCAGUACCAGAAAAACCACAUGAUAAGGUGGAACAAGAUAUCAAGACCCAGAUCCAAAAGAACAAAAAACUCAGUGAAGACAUCAAAGAUCUAACUACCCGAUCGGAUUCCUUAGAAGUAGAGGUAGUGGACUUAAGAAGGAACCAAAAACGAAUGUACCACAAUUUAAGUGAUUACAAAACAGAGAUCAUCUCCAGUAAGCGAAAGUUUGCUUACCUUGAAGAAUCUAUCAUGAACAAUGUGUUGAAUAGGGAGAAGUUGAUUAAUGUCAAGAUCAAAGAGUUUAGUCAAAACUUACAGAAUAAUCUUCACGAGAUCAAGUAUGAGUUGGACAAUGAGUUGAAGUUAGCUGAAGAUUUCAAAGAUGAAGAUAUUGAAGGAAACAUCCAACAAUUGAAGCAAGAAGUUACCGAUUUAUCUCAUCAAUUAACUCAAGCCAUAAGUAACACCAACCAUCAAUUACAUUUAUACCAAGUGGAAACUGACAAUCAACUCACCAAACAAUUGGAAAGUAAAGUACAACAAUCAGAAAUGUUAGUUUCCCAGUAUAAAUCCCAUGAAGUAGAGCUAAACCAUCUCAAGGAAGAAUUUGCCGAUAUUACCAACGAUAUAGAACAUCAGAAAUCCACCAACCAGUCUAUUGAACAAAGAAUUAGUACCAUACAAACCUCAGAAACUAACUUCACUGCCAUCAAAACAGAUUUAAUGAAACGUAUUAACGAUUUAGACCAUGAAUUAUCCAUAAUCAAGGCUAAAGAAGCAGUUGUUACCCAAGAUUUGAAUGAUAUUGAUACAGAAUAUCAAGAUUUAGACACCAAGAUAUCUCAUCAUACCAAAACCAGAAGAAUUCUCGAGAAUGCUAUGUUCAACUAUCAAGGCAAAAGAGUGUAUAUAACCAUCCCCGAUGAUAUUCCUAUCACCAACAAUAGCUUUAGAGUACAAAAUCAAAAUUAUGAGUUUAGUAAGGUUUUCCAUACCAUCGAUAACCAAUCAUUAAUCGAAGAGUUCCAAUAUUUCACUUUAUCCAGUAUUAAACAACCUAAAGUUCUUUCAUAUAUUUUUGGUGGUCAUCCAAGUAAUCUCAUGUACGACACCAUCGUACAUACUCAGAAACUUUUACAAACCACUUCCUUAUCAUUCAAAGGAUUUGAAAUCCAUAAUGAUUAUGUUGAAGAUCUACUUGAUUCUCAUCGUAUAAUUCAUCCUAAAUUACCCUUGGAUCCAAUACUGAUCCCUGGUCAAUCUAUGAUCAUUGACGAUGUCACCAACUUCCAAUCAAUAGUUCAAUCCAUCACAUCAAAAGUUUCUCAUAAACUUUUCAUAAUGACUUUAACGACCAAGCAAUUUGAAUCCCAUUUAUUAUUCAUAGAAGGCCAUAAUUCUCAUUUUUCCACCAUAAUCAAGAAUACCAAACCUUUAUACAUCAUCAACUGUCAACCAUUCGAUACAGAGAUUAUCAAACUGUUUAACUUAUAA